UGGCUAAAGUAUGGGCAACCAUACAUAUCAAACAGAUAUGCUUGAUCCUUUCUAUAUGCACCCCAGUGAUAAUCCCGGUCUUUCCAUCGUUUCACCAUCUCUCAACAACUCAAACUUCCAUUCAUGGUCUCGUGCAAUCAAACUUGCUCUGCGUUCCAAGAACAAAUUAGGGUUCAUCGAUGGAACCCUAAUUCGACCAAAUUCUCUUGAUUCCAAAUACCUAGCUUGGGAUCGUUGCAACAACAUGGUUUAAGAGUAUGCAGGAUUGAUAAAGAGUGUUUGGGAUCAACUGGAGUCUUAAGAGUGAGCAUGGGAUGCUUCCUGUUUUUCAUGAUGAUGUUUUGGUCAACUGUAAGAGCUUCUAAAUUGAAUGAAGCAAGAGAUAAGUGGCAUUCUGGAUGGUGGUCAAUAAAGAUUGUGCUGUGGAUUCUCUUUACAAUUGUUCCAUUUGUAAUCCCUGCUGCUUGGAUGGAACUAUAUGGCCAGGUAGCACAAUUUGGUGCUGGUGUUUUCCUCCUGAUUCAGCUAGUAAGCAUAAUCAGCUUGAUUAAUUGGCUUAAUGAAUAUUUUUCAUCUGAAACAUAUGUAGAAAGAUACAAAAUCCAUGUGAUGAUUUUUGCAACAGCUUCACUUUGUUUAUGUUUGGUGGGACUAAUUUUGAUGUAUAUUUGGUAUGGAUCAUGCCUUCUCAAUAUUUUCUUCAUCACUUGUUCUUUGGUACUUGUCAUACUCAUGACAAGUGUAUCUCUUCACCCAAAAGUAAAUGGUGGACUUAUAAGUCCAGCGUUAAUGGGACUAUAUGUUGUCUUCCUUUGUUUGAGUGCAAUUAGAAGUGAACCCAAAGGAGAUCAAUGCAUCCGGAAGGCAGAUACUAUAUCAGAAAAUGACUGGCAAAACAUCAUGAGUCUUGCUAUUGGAAUACUAGCAAUAGUUUAUGCAACAUUUUCAACAAGCUUAGAUUCUAAAUUCUCUCAGUUAAGGAAGAGUGAGAGGCCAACAGAAGAAAAUGAUGUUCCAUAUGGUUAUGGCUUCUUCCAUUUUGUGUUUGCCGUAGGAGCUAUGUACUUUGCAAUGCUAUUGGUUGGAUGGAAUAGUCACUAUUCUAUGAAAAGAUGGUCAAUUGGUGUGGGAUGGAUCAGUGCUUGGGUCAGAAUAGUAAAUGAGUGGUUGACAGUUUGUGUUUACUUAUGGAUUUGGGUAGCGCCAAUUAUAUGGAAGAAAUCCUUGUCAUACUGCUUUGGUUCCAUAGUCUGAGCACAUCUAAGGAAAGAAAGAGUCAACAUAGGAGCACAAUUUAUGGUUGGGAGAUUACAUGGGAGAUUACAAUAUUUCCAAAAAAUUUAUGGUAAAGCCAAGAAAGAGCAAAUCUAAGGAGCUUCAAAUAUGCAGUUCUCUAAAGCUCCUAUAAUAAUAAACUAUUUACAACACCAAAAUAUUUCACUUCGACCCAUAGCCGGUCAUCACAAAUCCUUCAUUAUUCGUUUGUAACUUCGAUCCACAAACAAUAGAAACCGAAAGUUACAUGUAUUUGUACAAGAUGGUCGACUUGAUGUUUGAA
Molecule: messenger RNA, 1558 nt
Organism: Vicia villosa (hairy vetch)
Lineage: Eukaryota; Viridiplantae; Streptophyta; Magnoliopsida; Fabales; Fabaceae
Exons: 12
Coding region: 310-1254 (314 amino acids)
Cellular component (GO): membrane
Source: RefSeq, a predicted model, not a curated record